AUGGGCAAUACGCCAUCCGAUUUACAGUGGCAUCCUGAUGGCACACCACCUCCUUUACGUCGUUCAACAACACAAAGGACAGCUGACAGCAACAGGAGCCACAGUGAUAGGCCACCAGGAUUUGCCAACUUUUUCGAAGCAGCUGCGGUAACACCACCAGCAGCACCAACACCACCACGACGACAACAUUUACGACAACCAAAACGAGAAGGCAGCUGUAGUACGAUUUCAACAACAAGCACGCUAUCGAGUACGAGCAAAUCACUCUCACAAAAAACACCACCCAAUGGCCCUUCUCGUAUGCCAUCAGAGACAUCGACUGCCUCAACGUUGGUGCAAGCGGAUACUCCACCGGUUGACAAAUCAACAUCCAAACCUUCAGCAAUGAUGAUGGACAAUGAUAUGCACUCACUGCUCAAGCGUGUCCUUGGUGGUUUGUGCAAGGCACCUGUACAUCGAAUAUUAUCAUCAUGCGAAGAACAUUCUAUCCGACCCAAUGUGUUGGAAAUCGGCUGUGGACAAGGAUCUUGGAUUAUCGAUAUGGCAACCCAAUUUCCAAAAGCAGAUUUCCAUGGCGUUGAUACAAGUCUACCAGCGAUGCCAACAGAUGCAAAACGCAACAAUGCAUACUUCAAGGUGCAUAAAUGUCGGCAAGAACCAUUGUCUUUUGCGGAUGAUACGUUUGAUUACAUUCACAUGCGUAUGCUGCUAUGUCGUUUCACUCAUCCCGAGUGGGUCCGAUUGCUGAGAGAAAUCAUGCGUGUGUUAAAACCAGGCGGCUAUUUGGAGAUCGUUGAUUUGGAUUACACUGUGAAGCGUGCUGGUUCUCGUGGUAACGACUUGAUCAAUCAUCAAAUGUUAGAAAAGAUGCUCAAGGAACAUCAAAUUGAUCUUCAACGUGCUCGUCAUUUACCUACAUGGCUGCAAACGGAUUUUGUGGAUAUUCAACAAGACCGAGUUGUGGUACCAUUGGAUUGGGCUAAUGCCGACCACGCUGUUGUGCAAGCUCUCUUUGCAAAGAUCGACGCUAUACCACCCGACGAAUGUCAAAAACAACAACCACAUUGUGUUAUUUACAAUUGCUAUGGCCGUAAACCUACUAAUACUCUUGAUGAUACCUGGGAUACGAUGGUAAAUGACUUUGCCAGUGGCUAUAUAGAUUGA
Lichtheimia ornata is the source of this 1164-nucleotide messenger RNA. RefSeq lists its product as uncharacterized. Gene Ontology annotation, molecular function: methyltransferase activity. The transcript has 5 exons. Bases 1 to 1164 code for a protein of 387 amino acids. The record is from RefSeq and is a predicted model, not a curated record. NCBI's taxonomy places the organism in Eukaryota, Fungi, Mucoromycota, Mucoromycetes, Mucorales, Lichtheimiaceae.